This is a messenger RNA of Trichobilharzia szidati, 1512 nucleotides long. The record is from the annotation of a GenBank genome assembly. NCBI's taxonomy places the organism in Eukaryota, Metazoa, Platyhelminthes, Trematoda, Strigeidida, Schistosomatidae.
AUGAAGCGGCAACACUCUUUACUUGAACAAUGUUUAAUGAAAUGGAAAGAUUUUACUACAACGAAACACUCAAUACUACUGAAAUCCUCACAGUAUAUAAGUAGUCAAAAUAAUAGACUAUUAAAGGAGUAUUUUCGUCGUUGGGUAAACAGCCUUCAUAAUAAAAAAUCACAAGAAAUUACUAUCAAUAAUUUUCACAGAUUGAAAACUAUACAAUGCUUAGAAAAGGUUUUCACCUCAUGGUUGAAAUGGUCUCGUAUUCAUCGAGAGCAUCGUGUACAAACACAAAUUCUUGUUAAUCAAGGUGUACAGUCUCUACGUAUUCCCCUAACUCAGGCGUAUUAUAACCAUUGGAAAUCCGUAUAUAAUUGCUGCUUAAACAAUCGUCUGGCACAAAGAUUUCAUUCCAUGCGUCUUCUUGUUCAGUGUUUCAAUGGUUGGUUGGUAUAUUCUAUGGGUAGAAAGAAGAAACUAAAGCUGAAACAUGAUGCACACUGUUUCAGGAAUCAAAGAAUACAGAAACACUUCUUAAAUCUUUGGCGUAUAACACUAAUUGAGAAAAGGAAUACACAAACUCUGGAAUCCAUUGCUGUUAUCCGUUGGUCAUUAUGCUUACAAGCACGUGUAUGGAAAGCUUGGCGUCUAUGGAUUGAAUGGAGGCAUGAAAAGGCGCAGAGACGUAAACUUGCUGUUCAACGAUUUAUUGAACGUCAAACUGUUGACGCUUUAAGAAUGUGGAUUUCAAUUGCACUGGAUAAACGUCAUAAAAGGCACAUGGAGUAUUGUUCAAAAUUUUGGAACAACAAUACUCGUCUGUACAACUUAGUACUUCGUGUUGGUACACAUUGGUAUUGGAGGACUUUUUCAAAACGUCGUCAUAGCAACGGCGACAACAGCAACAACGACCUUGUUGAAACAUGUACGGAUAGUGCUUAUGAUGCUGUUUUACAAUUAUCUGAUAAUUGCCACAAUAACCAAUUAACAAAAUACAAUAACAUAUUUAAUGAAAAUAUUAAUUUACUCAAUGGAAAUAAUAAUAACAAUUAUCUGAAUAAACUGCAAAGUUAUGAACUGACACCACCACAAUAUCCAGAUUUUAUUCUAUCGGAAAUUGAAUCACUCGAAGUAUCAACUCAUGAGGAAUUUCCACCCAUAUCGACGCACACUUCUGCAUUUGACGACCAGUCACAGUGUGAAUUCAAAGAUGAUAAAGAAAUAGGACUCUCCACUCCUGAGUCUCGUGUUAACUUCAAUGGGUCAGAUGUGGACACAAUCAAUUCAUACAUGAAUCUGCUAGAGGAGAAAAUAUCAUCCUAUAAGAUGAUGAAAACUAAAUAUGAAAUCAUGUGCAAACGUGUUUAUUUACAAGAUGAAACUGAAGAUUAUAAAGAGGAGCAUAUCAAGGCUGUAUCCUUAAAAGAUAGUAUAAAAGUCGAAAAAUCUGCCUGUUUGUCAAUUAUCAAAGAGCUACGACUUCUUCUCGGUGGAUUGGGAUCUCCGUCAACAACGUAA